Molecule: messenger RNA, 656 nt
Organism: Drosophila miranda
Lineage: Eukaryota; Metazoa; Arthropoda; Insecta; Diptera; Drosophilidae
Exons: 3
Coding region: 42-353 (103 amino acids)
Source: RefSeq, a predicted model, not a curated record
ACGAAAAGAAAGAGCGAGAAGAAAAAAGUUGCCAAAUCAAAAUGGUCACCGAGCCGAAGUCCGUUGAGCCCAAGGUCAGCACCAAGGAGGCGCAGUGCCAGUCAUCGGACUGCGAGACUUCCCAGCAGGAGCCGGUCUCGCAAGUAAGCAGCCCGAAGGUCGCCCGUGUGGGGAUCUUCAAUGCCGAGGACUUCUUGUCGCGUGCUCAGAUGAACGACAAAAUCAACAACAUCUUGCGCUCGCCCACCAAGCCGCCCAACGGGGUGCGCCAGCGCUCCGUCUACACCAACAACCCAUCGCCGCAAGCAAGCUUGCGUGUCGGCAUGACUGGGGGCAGCUGUCCCAACGCAUGAGCAACAUCUCGCUGUCCUCCCCGUCGGCAGUCAGUCGGCCCGUCCAUACGUCCAACUGCCGGGCAUACACAUUUCCAACCCUCCCCAGUACGGGCCAGGAAAUAUGCAGGAAAUAGACGCUGGCAAAAUGGCGCACAACGGCAAGGCACACACAGGGCGCUACAAUGCCACGCCCACCUAUGGCUUCGACAACGAGCAGAACUACUGCCUGAAUUCCCAACAGUUGCCGUCUCCAGUGCCCCCUCCACCAUACGCCUUGGCACGCGUGAGCAGCACACGCAACUUCGAGCUCGAGAACCACAC